AUGGGCAGCGGUAGUCACCGAGAGGUCCAUCAUCCAACGCUGUAUUAUGAGGACGGGAACGUCGUGCUCUCCGCCCAGACGCAGGACCGCGAACUCCACUACUUUCGCGUGCACCAAUCCAUCCUAUGCAGGCACUCGCCGAUCCUCGCCGACAUGUUCUCAAUCCCACCUCUCAGGGUAUCCGCCUCACGCGACACGCUCGCGGAGGUAUAUGACGGUGUGCCGCAUGUCCAGAUGCCGGACAGCGCAGAAGAUCUCGCCAGCUUCCUUCAUGUCCUCUACGACCCCCUGGGGACCGCCUACAAGCGGUUCAACCCCGACACCCCCGUGCUCGUGCAGGGCACCCUCAAGCUCGCAACAAAGUACGAGUGCGACGCCCUCCGCACGCGCAUCGUCGAGAACCUCGAGGCCGACUGGCCGCAGACCCUCGCGCAGUGGGACGCGCGCCGCGCCGAGGGCAUCCUCGCGCGCUCCGAGCACUCCCAGCAGUUCACCGGCAAGGUGAACGGCCUCUACCUCGACGACCGCCUCCCCGAGCCCGCCUCCGCCAUCCGCAUCGCGUCCGACUACCACAUCCCCAGCAUCCUCCCCGCCGCGUUCUACCAGCUCGCGCUCCUCAGCACCGACGCCGACUGGGACACCUACCGCGCGAACCCCGGCAAGCACCUGCGCUUCGGCGCGCGCACCGCGCGCUGGCGGCUGCUCGACAAGCGCGACCUCAUGCGCCUCGUCCACGGCCAGCGCCUGCUCGCGUCGUAUACGCGGGAGAUCGGGACCAUCAUCUUCGGCAAGCGCUGUCAGCGGGGCAUAAAAACGUGCGCGAAGGCCCGGGGCGAUUGCUGGAAGUACUUCCAGGAGGAUGCUCCAAAUUCCAUGGACGACCCCCUCGACAUCCUAUACGACUGCUCCCGGCUUGAUACCCUCUUCACCGAUAUUCCGUGCGCGGCAUGCGUCGCAGACAUCGCAACCAUGGCAGAAAAGAAGCGGCGAGAGCUGUGGCGGAGCCUGCCCGCAUUCUUCAAUCUUCAGUGAUGCAGAUUUUGUCGUCAGCCCCUGGGACCUGUACUACCAUACCCGCUUCGUAUUCACCCUUGUAUGUCUAGGUAUCUUCUUGCUGCCUCGUAUGAUUGUACCUGUAUCAAGUAUCACCCACUGUGUACUAGUAUGUAGGUGCUCGUCGAAAACUAACUGCUCCCCUG
Postia placenta MAD-698-R-SB12 is the source of this 1199-nucleotide messenger RNA. RefSeq lists its product as hypothetical. NCBI's taxonomy places the organism in Eukaryota, Fungi, Basidiomycota, Agaricomycetes, Polyporales, Adustoporiaceae. The record is from RefSeq and is a predicted model, not a curated record. The transcript has 2 exons. Gene Ontology annotation, molecular function: protein binding. The coding region runs from base 1 to 1032 and encodes 343 amino acids.